AUGACGCCCUGGGAGCACUCAACCGUGACGACAAACCUUCAACACUCGAGGAAUGGAAAGCUUACGUUUACCCCUUCGUCAUAUGAAGGAUACACUGCGGGAAAUGUUCUCCACUUCCAAGCACUAGGUGAAAACGUUUCGGGUUUGGUGUACCUUGCUUACCUGGACUGUCACGAGUGCACAAUCUUUAGAAACAGAUACGUCAAUGAUGAGGCGUGCACCCUCCAUGUUCCCGAGAGCGCCCUGGGAAAGAACAAAACGUUCUGCAAUUUUAUGUUCGAUCUUCUCUGCGGAAUAGGGCAAAAAUACUACAGCUUUAACGAAAGUUGCUUGAACUGA
This is a messenger RNA of Ixodes scapularis (black-legged tick), 339 nucleotides long. RefSeq lists its product as uncharacterized. Gene Ontology annotation, molecular function: amine binding. NCBI's taxonomy places the organism in Eukaryota, Metazoa, Arthropoda, Arachnida, Ixodida, Ixodidae. Gene Ontology annotation, biological process: symbiont-mediated perturbation of host defenses. The transcript has 4 exons. The record is from RefSeq and is a predicted model, not a curated record. Bases 1 to 339 code for a protein of 112 amino acids.